Molecule: messenger RNA, 2169 nt
Organism: Cetraspora pellucida
Lineage: Eukaryota; Fungi; Glomeromycota; Glomeromycetes; Diversisporales; Gigasporaceae
Source: the annotation of a GenBank genome assembly
AUGAUUCAAUCUGAGCUUUCAGAGAUUUUGGAUGGCUUUACCCCAUACUAUUGUGCUGACAAUGAAGAUAGUAUAGAAGCCAUACUUACAGAUCGUGAAGACCAUUCCUUACACAAAUUCAUUGAUAGGAAUGAGACACCUAAGUUUGAUGAAAAGACUGGCUCACAUAUACGGGUAAAAAAAGCAAUAUAUCCAAAAGAUGGAACUAUCUUUGACUUUAUGAUUUGCCCACCCAAUGAUGAAUCAGAAGUUAUUGACAAUUCUUUAUUAUGUGUUCUGAAACCGAAUGUCAAAAGACAUCAGAAAAGGAAUAAUAAUACAAAUGGAUUCAAAGCUCGGCCAGCAGAUAUGAUUAAUUCUGAUAUUAUAAAUCCUAUUCUUUGGUAUACAAAAAAUAUAAUCUCUGAAGACUACUUAAUGAUAGAGCACAAAGGUCUUGAGUCUAAAGUAAUAAAGGAUUAUGCAGGAUUUAUGGUCACAAGCAAUUAUGAUGCUCCACUUCAGAUAGAAAUAGGAGAUCAUCAUAUUCAUUUAGACAAAGCACUGGAGCAUCCUGAUGUGCCAAGUGUAGUUAUAGCCUAUUUAAUUAGUUUUGAUCUUUCAAAUUGGAGUCCACAAGAGAUCCCAUUCACUAAAAUAAAAGUUGAUUUAAUAUAUGAACAACUUCCUAAUCUAAUUCGAUUUAUAAUUGAUUAUGUUGCACCUUGGUCUAAUGAUAAUGUAGCCAGACCAAGUCGUACAUUACUAUAUCAAAAUUAUUUUGAAUGCUGUAGAGAAAAUAGAGAAAAACCAUUGUCUAGUAAAGUUGCUGAAAAGAAGUUUUCUCAAAUUGGAAUUGAGAGUAAACAGGCACAAGUAGAUGGUAACAUCAAAGAAUUUUCCGAUACACCUCAACCCAACUUACCUGAAAAUGCAGAAAAGAAUCUCCCUUCUAGUAAUAAGAAAGUAGAUAAUCAGGACAAUGUAACCCAAGCUCUAUUUGAUUAUGUAGUAGAAGAAACCAAAGCACCAGUUGCUUCAAUAUCUGGGACUUCCAAAACUUCUAAGAUGUCUAACCUACCUGAGCCAAAAAUUAAUAAGCGGUCUCAAAAGGGCUGGCUCGAAACUAGCAAGCUUUCUGAACCUAUUAAGCUUAUAAGUAGAGUAGCGCCUGAUACACCUUCUAAAGAAACUGAUUAUUCUAAGCCUGUCAAUGAAAUAUCGUUUGCUAUACUUUUAAUUAGAGCCCAGCAUGAAAAGCACCUCAGAAAAAGGGCAAUCAAACUCAGUGAAGACUCUGAUAAGUUCAUGACCAUCACAGAAAAAGACAGACUCGAUUUCACUGGAAUGGCAAAAAAAUAUAAGCAUACUUCAGAAGAACACAAACAUGCUCCCAAACUUGAUGCUCUACUUCCUGAUUGGAUGACUCGCAGGUAUGUUAAAGUCACCCUUGCCAGAGGUACUAAUAACAGAUGCUCAUUUAGUAAAGAGCAGAUAGAGGCUCUCCUAUCAGAUAAGAGAAAGAAAAAACUCACCAUAGAGGAAAGGACAAAAUAUUGCGCUAAAAUUGGCAAUGCUAUAAACAUUUUCGCCUAUCAUUUGGAUUUAGGCCCAAAAAAUGAUUAUAAAAAUGAAAUAGUCGCCACAAGAGUACUUAAAAGAAUUCAGAAUAUGGAUGUUUCUAAAAUUCCAUCUAAAGAAGAUCUUAUGAAUGUAAUUGUGAUGUUGAGUAUGAGACCUGCAAAGUAUAAAAAAGGUUAUUCUUGGUACUAUGUGAGCUAUUUAAAAAGUAGAGAAGAGAAGAAAAAAAAUCCCAAGCCUCGACCAUUUCUUUCCAUGGAGAAGAGCCCGGAAUAUAUUAGAGAAUUACUCACUUGGAUCCAAAAUGCAAUCAAGGCAAAAAAGUUAGAUUAUAGAAGUAAACAUGCUUUCAGAAUUCAUGGUGGUAAGAAACCAACUUCCCAACAUCUUAAACUGCUUUUGAGAAUCACAAUGAGACAAGAAUCAGAUCGCCUUGAUGCAAGUGAUAAUUAUGUUAUAGGCGAUACAGAAUUAGAAGAGUCUAACUCUGAACCAGAGACAGAUAACAGUUUAAAACCCCAAAUACAGACUUCUUUACUAUUUCAAAGAAUAGAAAUAAAUUCAAUGUUAGCUGAAAUUGAUGCAAUGUUAACUGAAAUUCAGAAAUAA